Molecule: messenger RNA, 1861 nt
Organism: Phoenix dactylifera (date palm)
Lineage: Eukaryota; Viridiplantae; Streptophyta; Magnoliopsida; Arecales; Arecaceae
Source: RefSeq, a predicted model, not a curated record
GUCAUUUAUCAACAGGGAAGCACUGCUGGAUCCAUAUCUAUCUAGAUAUAGUGUCAUCAUUGUCGACGAAGCUCAUGAAAGAACAGUCCAUACUGAUGUGUUAUUGGGGUUGUUAAAAAAUGUGCAGUUUGUAAGAUCACGUUCUACUAUCAAGCAGCAUAAUUUUGACAACAAAUCUGAGGUGUCUAAUAAAGAAGAUAAGACUCAAUGCUUCAGUACUUUAAGAGCAUGUCAGGGUGCAAAAUUCACCUCCCUAAAGUUGAUAAUAAUGUCUGCUAGUUUGGACGCAAGGGGUUUUUCUGAAUACUUUGGCGGUGCAAAAGCUGUACACAUUCAAGGAAGGCAGUACCCUGUGGAUAUACUGUAUACAUAUCAACCUGAGCCAGAUUAUAUAGAUGCCACCCUAAUUACUAUUUUUCAGAUCCAUCUAGAGGAGGGUCCUGGAGAUAUUCUUGCGUUUUUGACUGGGCAAGAGGAGAUUGAAGCAGUAGAGAGGCUUGUUCAUGAGCGCAUUACCAGCUACCUAAAGGCAGUCAAAAAACUCAUAACUGUACUUAUGUACUCAUCUCUUCCUUCAGAUCUGCAAAUGAAUGCCUUCAAGCCAGCCCCUUAUGGUUGUCGCAAGGUCAUACUAGCAACAAAUAUUGCGGAGACUUCUGUUACAAUACCCGGCAUCAAGUAUGUUAUAGACCCAGGACUGGUGAAAGCUCGUUCAUACAACCCAGUAACAGGGAUGGAGUCAUUGAUCAUCAUUCCAACCUCAAAAGCACAGGCUCUUCAAAGGAGUGGUCGCGCUGGACGAGAGGGCCCAGGGAAAUGCUUCCGAUUGUACCCAGAAAGUGAAUUUGGUAAACUUAUGGAUUCGACUGUUCCAGAGAUAAAGAGGUGCAACCUCUCAAAUGUUGUGCUACAACUGAAAGCCCUAGGUGUUGAUGAUAUUAUAGGGUUUGAUUUCAUGGAAAAGCCUUCAAGGAUGGCUAUUGUGAAAUCUUUGGAGCAAUUACUCCUCCUAGGGGCUUUAACUGAUGAUUAUAGACUAUCAGAUCCAAUUGGUCAUCAGAUGGCUCGGCUACCAUUGGACCCUAUGUAUUCGAAGGCGCUGAUCUUGGCUAGUCAAUUCAAGUGCAUGGAAGAAAUGCUGAUAGUGGUUGCGAUGCUUUCAGUGGAAUCUAUUUUUUAUUUUCCUCGUGAGAAGAUGGAAGAGGCAAAAGCUGCAAGGAAGAAAUUUUCAAGCCCUGAAGGGGACCAUAUAUCCCUGGUGAAUGUAUAUCGGGCUUCUGCAGAAUGCUUAGAGAAGAGCAGAACAGCAAAUAGUAAAGAAAAAAAAUUUGAAAAAGCUCUAAGGAAAUGGUGCAGGGAGAACUUCAUCAAUUACCGGUCUCUAAGACAUGCACAAGAUGUUCACAGUCAAAUUCAAGGGCAUAUCCAGCAAAUGGGUCUAUCUCUAUCAUCAUGUGGAGAUGACAUGCUUCAGUUCCGCAGAUGCCUUACAGCCUCAUUCUUCCUCAAUGCAGCACUGAAGCAACCAGAUGGAUCAUACAGGGCUAUGUGGAGCAGUCAAACUGUACAGAUACAUCCUUCUUCAGUUCUGUUCCGGACAAAGUCAGAGUGUAUCAUCUUCAAUGAGUUGGUUCGAACAAAUCAAAACUAUGUUCGUAACUUAACAAGAGUAGAUCCCCUGUGGUUACCAGAACUAGCUCCUCAGUAUUAUGCUGUAGAAAAUUAAUGUUUUUUUUUUGGAUCAAAUUUUAAAUUUUUGAUUGAUCCAUUUAUGUGUAGAUCCAUUCUUAAUUAUCUCUUGUAUCAUGCUUUGCAGUAAUUUCCUGCAAUCUUCUCGAAAAUAUGUGUUCGUUUCAAUCUA